Oryzias latipes (Japanese medaka) is the source of this 1476-nucleotide messenger RNA. NCBI's taxonomy places the organism in Eukaryota, Metazoa, Chordata, Actinopteri, Beloniformes, Adrianichthyidae. The record is from RefSeq and is a predicted model, not a curated record.
UGACGAUCGCUGAGUUACAGAAACUUGAAGGGUUUUCACCUCAAAGACUGAGAGAAGGAGUGAUUGUCUGCCUCUGCAGUAAACGUCCGUCUGCGUAUGGUUGCAGUGGUUCACUGACUGCUGAUUAGGGACCGGACCAACUCCAGAAUCUUCAGCUGGCAUCAUGGGAUCCUUAUUGGACGAUUUGGAAAGUCUGGUUGAAGAGAACGCUCUUUCAACUUUUACUGCAAAAGGAGGAGAAAGAGGAACCGUCAAGCCCAAAGCAGCCUUUGAUGCAGACAAGGAUGCCAAAGCUCUGAUAAAGGCCAUGAAAGGACUCGGUACGAACGAGAAGAUGCUGACGGACGUCCUGGCCGACAGAAGCAGCGCUCAGCGGCAGCUCAUCUGCACGGCGUAUCAGAAGGCCACGGGCAGAACGUUACUAAAGGACCUGAAAGACGAGACAAGUGGAGACUUCAGAAACCUGCUGGUGGCUCUGGUGACCCCCCCUGCAGAGUACGACUGCCAUGAAGUGAUGAGAGCCAUCAAAGGAGUUGGAACAGAAAGAAACACCUUGGUGGAAAUCUUUUCCUCCCGGACUAACCAGGAAAUCAAGGCUCUCAGUGAGGCCUUCUUCAAAGAAACUCAGAAGCAGUUGAUUAGUAAGCUGGAAAAGGAGCUUUCUGGGGACUUCUCCAAGGCUCUUCUCCUCCUGGCUCAGGGCAACCGGGAACCGGGCACCAAAGCAGAUGUGGAGAAGGCCAGGGAAGAUGCCAAGACUCUUUACAGUGCAGGGGAGAAGAAAUUGGGCACAGAUGAGGCCAAGUUCAUCGACAUCCUUUGCCGAAAAAGCAUCCCCCAUAUCAGACAGAUCCUCGUUGAAUACAAAAACAUCAGCGGGAAAACGCUGCAGCAAAGCAUCGAGGCAGAGAUGUCGGGGAGUCUGGAGAAGCUGCUGGUGGCCGUUGUGAAGUGUGCGGAGAACCUGCCAGCUUAUUUGGCUGAAUGUUUGCACGACAGCAUGAAGGGCGGUGGAACCGAUGAGUCCACUUUGACCCGCAUUAUGGUUAGCCGGUCGGAGAUUGAUUUGCUUGAUAUCAAAACAGAAUUCAAGAAACUCUACAACUACUCUCUGCACUCUGCACUCCAGUCAGAGGUUUCUGGCGACUACGGUGACUGUCUGAAGGCGAUCUGUGGAGGAGAUGACUAGGACAAAUGCCAUCCCUUCCUCAGACGAUGAAGAAACCAGCUUUUCCUGUUUCCCUUUGCUUCACGGAAGUGAUGCCUUUGUCGUGUUUUUCAUCUUCAAACUAUGAUUCAUGAGAUCCCAAAACAAACCAAAGUCACUUAAGAAGGAAAAAAAUCACGAGACCUCAGUUUUAUUUGAGUGUUGUGGACUUACAGUUUUUCUCAGUCGCUUUAGUACAAUUCUCAGAUCAGAAUGAAAUUCCCAAAACUAUUUGUUCAAUCUUCACAUCAUGAUGUCACUUGUGCACA